AUGACUUCCUUGAUACCUAUACGUUUUCAAGAACUCUUUUCUAUGGGGAUCAGUCCCAACAAUAUCAGUUUUGGAUAUGUGACCAUGGAAUCUGACAAGUACAUCGUUGUUAGAGAGACAGUUGGUGACUCGUCGCAAGCCGUCGUUAUAAAUGUUGCGAACCCAACUGAUAUUCUUAGAAAACCGAUUAGCGCUGACUCGGUUAUGAUGCAUCCAGUUUCGAGAAUUUUGGCUCUUAAAUUGCUUAAGAAUCUCCAAAUUUUCGAUUUGGAAUUGAAAGCCAAAAUAAAAGCUUACAGUGGAACAGAAGAUGUUAAGUUUUGGACCUGGAUUAACUCAAAUACCAUUGGAUUUGUGACAGAUGUUUCGGUGUACCAUUGGACACUUAGUGGUGAUGCUGCACCUGCCAAAGUAUUUGAUCGACAUUCAACUUUGCAGAGUACUGAAAUAAUCAGUUAUCGAUCUAACGCCGAUGGGAAGUUUCUUUUGCUUGUUGGAAUUUCGUCAAAGGAUAGUCGCAUUGUUGGAGCAAUGCAACUCUAUAGUACGGAGAGGAAGGUUUCUCAAGCCAUUGAAGGUCAUGCUGCUUGUUUUGUACAAUUCAAGCUUGAAGGUAAUCCACAUCCGAGUAGUCUUGUUUGUUUUUCUUUGCGUAAUGCUGCUGGAGGAAAGUUGCACAUUGUGGAAGUCUCACAAACUCCUGCUGGCAAUCAGCAAUUUCCUAAGAAGGCCAUUGACGUUGUUUAUCCUGCUGAUGCUGCUUCGGACUUUCCUCUUUCAAUGCAGGCGUCCUCAGCUUAUGGAAUUUUGUAUAUGAUCACCAAAUAUGGUUAUGUUCAUGUGUUCGAUAUCGAGACUGGCUUUUCAAUCUAUACAGUUCGUAUUUCGACUGAUACGAUUUUCAUUACAACUGAACAUACUUCUAAUAAUGGCGUUCUUGGUAUUAAUAGAGCUGGCCAGGUCCUUUCUGUUUGUUUGGACGAAACAACCGUCAUUCCUUACGUCACUCAACAAUUACAAAAUCCGGAUUUGGCUCUCAAAUUGGCUUGUCGUUGCAAUCUUCCUGGGGCUGAAGAACUUUUUGUUCGCAAAUUUAAUUUGUUGAUUGGAAAUGGAAAUUAUCCAGAAGCUGCAAAAGUUGCUGCAACUGCACCUCAAAAUAUCCUCAGAACACCACAGACGUUACAAAAAUUCCAAGUUGCUGUUCCACAAGGGAAGGCUACUUAUCCUCUUCUAAUCUAUUUCAAUGCGUUGUUAGAACAAGGCUCUUUAAAUAAAUAUGAGUCAUUGGAAUUAUGUCGACCUGUUUUAGUUCAGGGAAAGAAACAACUUGUUGAAAAAUGGAUUUCUGAGAGCAAACUGGAAUGUAGUGAAGAAUUGGGUGAUUUGGUUAAGCAAUAUGACGUUAAUCUCGCAUUAAGCAUUUACCUUCGCGGCAGUGUGCCACAUAAAGUUGUUCAGUGCUUUGCUGAAAUGGGACAAUUUGACAAGAUUAUUCUCUAUGCUAAAAAGGCAAAUUACGAACCUGAUUAUCUUUACCAAAUGCGUCAAGUUUUGCGAACACAUCCAGAUAAUGCUGCGACAUUUGCGCAAAUGUUGGUCAGCGAGGGUCCAAAUGGAGAACCAUUGGCUGAUAUAAAUCAGGUUUUAUUUGUAACUUUCUGUUUUUCAUUUCAAACUUCUUUAAAGAUUGUUGACUGUUUUGUAGAGGUUGGAAAUAUUCAGCAAUGUACUGCAUUUUUGUUGGAAGCUCUAAAAGGAGAUAGUGAAUCGCAAGCUCAUCUUCAGACUCGUCUUUUGGAAAUGAAUUUACUUUCUAAUCCUCAAGUUGCUGAUGCAAUCUUAGGAAAUCGAAUGUUUAGUUAUUAUGAUAGAGCCGCAAUUGGGCAACUUUGUGAGAAGGCUGGUUUGUUACAACGAGCGCUUGAGCAUUUUACUGAUCUUUAUGAUAUCAAACGUACAGUUGUUCAUACGACACUUUUCAAUCCAGAAUGGCUCAUUAAUUACUUUGGUCGACUCAAUGUCCAAGAUUCGUUGGAAUGUUUAAAGGCAAUGUUGCAGACAAAUCUUCGUCAAAGUCUUCAAAUUGUUGUGCAAAUUGCGUCCAAAUAUUCUGAACAAUUGACUACACAAGCGCUUAUUGAUUUGUUUGAAUCUUUUAAAAGCUAUGAAGGCCUCUUCUACUAUCUUGGUUCUAUCGUUAAUUUCAGUCAGGAUCCUGAAGUUCACUUUAAAUAUAUUCAGGCCGCUACGCGUGCUGGACAUGUUAAAGAAGUUGAACGAAUCUGCCGUGAGUCCAACUAUUAUGAUGCUGAACGAGUCAAGACAUAUUUGAAAGAGGCUAAAUUGACUGAUCAGUUGCCAUUAAUAAUUGUUUGCGAUCGCUAUGACAUGGUUCAUGAUCUUGUUCUAUACUUGUAUCGCAGUAAUUUAAUGAAGUCGAUUGAAGUUUUUGUAAGCAAAGUAAAUCCUAAACGCCUUCCUAUUGUUGUUGGUGCAUUGUUGGAUGUUGAUUGUAGUGAAGACACAAUCAAACAAUUAAUUCAAAACACUCGUGGAAAAUUUGACAUUGAUGAGCUUGUUGAGGAGGUUGAAAAAAGAAAUCGUCUAAAACUUCUGAGCUCUUGGCUGGAAAGUCGUGUGCAGGAAGGCAACUUUGAUCAAGCCACACACAACGCUCUCGCAAAGAUAUACAUUGAUUCAAAUAACAAUCCUGAACGUUAUCUUCGUGAAAACCAAUAUUACGAUUCAAAAGUUGUUGGCAAGUAUUGUGAGAAACGUGAUCCACAUUUUGCUUUGGUGGCAUACGAACGUGGAAAGUGUGAUGCCGAACUUAUUUCUGUUUGUAAUGAGAAUUCUCUCUUCAAAAAUCUUGCUCGAUAUUUGGUCCGUCGUCGAGAUGCGGAACUUUGGGCACAAGUACUUAAAGAAGACAAUCCUCAUCGACGUCAAUUAAUUGAUCAAGUUGUUCAAACAGCACUUUCUGAGACUAAAGAUGCUGAAGAUAUCACUCAUACAGUAAAGGCGUUUAUGGCUGCGGAUCUUCCAAACGAAUUAAUUGAAUUACUUGAGAAAAUUGUUCUCGACACUUCAACUACAAGCGAACACAGAAAUCUUCAAAAUUUGUUAAUUCUUACUGCAAUGAGAGCUGAUCCUUCACGAGUAAUGGAAUAUAUUCAAAAACUUGAUAAUUAUGAUGCACCUGACAUUGCUAAUAUUGCCAUUACAAAUCAACUUUUUGAGGAAGCUUUUGCGAUUUUUCGUAAAUUUGGUGUUUUAAUUGAAAAUAUUAGAAAUUUGGAUCGUGCUUAUGAAUUUGCAGAAAAGGUUAAUGAACCUGCAGUUUGGGCUGCACUUGCCAAAGCUCAACUAACGGAAGGAUUGGUAAAGGAAGCUGUUGAUUCCUUUAUAAAAGCUGAUGAUCCAAGUGCUUUUAUUGAUGUAGCAAAAAAAUGCGACGAAACUAACCAUUGGGAAGAUCUUGUUCGUUAUCUUCAAAUGGCUCGAAAGAAAUCACGCGAAUCUUUUAUUGAAACUGAGCUUUGUUUUGCAUAUGCAAAAACUGGUCGAUUGGCGGACCUUGAAGAGUUUAUAGCUGAGCCCAAUCAUGCACAAAUUCAACAAGUUGGUGACCGUUGCACAGAACAAGGAAUGAAUGAUGCUGCCCGUAUUUUAUUCAACAGCAUCAGCAACUUUGCUAAACUUUCGACUACUCUGGUUGAAUUGGGAGAUUUUCAAGGUGCUGUUGAUGCUGCUCGAAAGGCUAAUUCUACAAAAACAUGGAAACAAGUUUGUUUUGCUUGUGUAAAUCAUAAAGAGUUUCGUCUUGCGCAAAUUUGUGGUCUCCACAUUGUUGUGCAUGCUGAUGAAUUGGAAGAACUGAUAAAUUACUACCAAAAUCGCGGCCACUUUGAAGAACUCAUUGCCCUAUUGGAAUCUGCUUUAGGAUUAGAACGAGCACAUAUGGGAAUGUUUACAGAGUUGGCUAUUCUUUAUAGCAAAUAUAAAUCUGAGAAAAUGCGUGAGCAUCUGGAGUUGUUUUGGUCGCGUGUUAAUAUACCAAAGGUUCUUCGUGCCGCGGAGCAUGCUCAUUUAUGGUCUGAACUUGUGUUUUUGUAUGAUAAAUAUGAGGAAUAUGAUAACGCUGUGAAUACAAUGAUUCAACAUCCAACAGAAGCUUGGCGUGAACAACAUUUUAAAGAAAUUGUUACAAAGGUUGCAAAUGUUGAGCUCUAUUACAAGGCUAUUCAAUUUUAUUUGGAUUACAAGCCAAUGUUGUUAGUUGAUUUAUUGAUGGUUUUGUCGCCUCGUCUUGACCAAACACGGACUGUUAUGUUUUUCCAAAAAUCUGGCGACCUUUCGCUUGUCCAGCCAUAUCUUCGGCACGUCCAAAAUUUUAACAACAAAGCACUUAACGAGUGUCUAAAUCAAUUAUUUAUUGAUGACGAAGAUUAUGAAUCAUUAAAGGCUAGUAUUGAAACUUAUGAUAAUUUUGACAAUAUUGCUUUGGCUCAGCAAUUGGAACAACACUCAUUGGUUGAAUUUCGUCGAAUAUCUGCUUACCUCUACAAGGGAAAUAAUCGAUGGAAACAAUCUGUAGAAAUUUGCAAAAGAGACAAACUUUACUCAGAUGCAAUGGAUUAUGCGGCAGAGAGUCGUCAACCAGAAGUUGUCGAAGGUUUAAUGAAAUUUUUCUUACAAGAAGGACUAAAUGAUUGUUUCUCUGCAUUAUUAUAUAAAUGUUAUGAUCUUUUGAAACCUGAUAUUGUAUUAGAAUUGGCUUGGAAACACAAAAUUGUUGAUUGUGCUAUGCCUUUUAUGAUACAAACUGUUCGUGAUUUUGGAUCGAGGUUGGAAAGACUUGAAAGAGCUGAGGUUGAAAGAAAAGAAGAAGUUAAAGAACAGCAACAACGUUCAGGAAAUAUUAUGGAGCCUCAACUAAUGUUGCCAGCCUAUCCGUCUGUUCAGAAUUCUACAUAUCCUGGUGCAAUACCUGCUGCGCCAUUUGUGACGCCUGCUUAUGCGACUUUUCCUUUUAAUAAAUGAAGUGUUGUGACGAUUGAAAAUAUAAGAAUAAUAAUGAGGAGAAUCUUGACUUAAAUAUAUCGCAAAUUCUAUGUUAAAGAAUCGUUUAUAAAUUGACUUUUGGUAAUUCUGAACUGUCCCAUCCAGUUUUUU
Messenger RNA from Meloidogyne enterolobii, 5178 nucleotides. The record is from the annotation of a GenBank genome assembly. Lineage: Eukaryota; Metazoa; Nematoda; Chromadorea; Rhabditida; Meloidogynidae.